Messenger RNA from Cuculus canorus (common cuckoo), 2043 nucleotides. It is a transcript of the gene NOL9, whose product is annotated as nucleolar protein 9. The transcript is spliced from 12 exons. Gene Ontology annotation, biological process: cleavage in ITS2 between 5.8S rRNA and LSU-rRNA of tricistronic rRNA transcript (SSU-rRNA, 5.8S rRNA, LSU-rRNA). Gene Ontology annotation, molecular function: polynucleotide 5'-hydroxyl-kinase activity. The record is from RefSeq and is a predicted model, not a curated record. Gene Ontology annotation, cellular component: nucleus. NCBI's taxonomy places the organism in Eukaryota, Metazoa, Chordata, Aves, Cuculiformes, Cuculidae. The coding region runs from base 43 to 1848 and encodes 601 amino acids.
GCUGGCUCCACGCACGCCCGUCGCUGGCUCGGUGCGGCCGCCAUGCCCGCACCGCGUCGCCCCCGUCGCCCCGGCCGUCGGGACGCGUCGCCCCGCGCGGGGCUGUGCGCGGUGGAAGCGGCGGAGGGCAGCGCCGUGCUGCUGCUGCUGCCGCCGCGGCAGGCGCUGAGCUUCUCCGGUAAGUGCGGCGUGCGCUGCUUGCUGGGCGCCGCCCGCGUGCUGGGCUUCGCGCUGGCCCCGCACCAGCCGCCGCUGCGCGCCUUCGCGCCCUCCUCGCACUGCGCGCUGCGCAUCGAGGCGCUGCCGCCCGCCGCCCGCGCCGACCCGCACCAGCUCCGCGCCGCCGCCCGCCGCGCCAUGCGGGCUCACCGAGUGCGCCGCCAGGCGCGGGUGAAGGUGCUGGCGCGGUUCUCUCCCGAGUGCACGCUGGUGCUGCUGGAGCACCUGGACACGCCGGUGACGCGGUUCCUGCUCAGCCACCCGCAGCUCUCGCAGCUCUUCGAGCCCCAGAAAAAGGAGGAGUCCAGCUUCACGCCGGAAGACGCGGUCCUGGCGUCUGUGGGAAUUGUGAAGUGCAGCCCCGAGCGCGGGCUGCUGGUGUCGGAGAGCAUGGUGCUGGCGCUGGAGGAGCUGAUCCAGGCAUGCUGUGCGGAAGAUGAAGGUGUCCCUGUGAUUCUGGUGUGUGGCCCAAAAAACACCGGGAAAUCGACAUUUAACAGAUACCUGAUUAAUCUGUUACUGAACCGCCUUCCCUCUGUUGAAUAUAUGGAAUGUGACAUAGGUCAAACUGAGUUUACGCCGCCGGGAUGCGUAUCCUUAAGUAACGUGACAGAGCCAAUUCUAGGCCCCCCGUUCACUCACCAGCAGACGCCACGUAAGAUGGUGUAUUACGGCCAGACUAGCUGCGAGCAGGACACAGAGAGGUACCUCGACGUCGUGAAGUACGUGUUCAGCUCCUACAAGAAGGAGGUGCCCUUGGUCAUCAACACCAUGGGCUGGGUGAAAGGUGAGGGGCUGCUGCUUCUGAUUGAUAUCAUUCGGCUGUUGUCGCCCAGUCACAUUGUUCAGAUGGAUGUGUACGACUGGAAGGCCAUGGCUCCGCUCACACCGGAGUACGUGCACCUCACUCCCGGCCUGUACACCAAGGGCAAACAGCAAUCGAAGUGCAAGCAGAUGAGUAUGAAUGCAGCGGAGAGCUGGAAACCGUCGGAAGGGGAGGGAGAUGCAUCGGCUCCCGAGUAUAAGUUGCUCUACGUCCAUCCGGAGUUUCCUCGAGCAGGAGUUGCAGGUGAAGCGCGAGUGCACAGCGGGGUCUUGCGGGACAUGUCCAUCCUGGGCUACCUGGGUCAGCUGCAGUACCCCGACAUCGGGGCGGUGCUGCCGCUGCACAGUCUGGUGCCGUAUCAGGUACCGUUCAGUGCUGUAGCAGUCAGGGUUAUUCACACGGACGUCGCUCCUACCAACAUCAUGUAUGCCAUGAACGCCAGCUGGGUCGGGCUCUGCAGGAUACCGGAUGAGAUCCGCUGCCAGUCGGAGGGGCCGGUCCUGCUGACACAGACACCGGUCUGUGACUGCUUUGGCUUCGGAAUCGUCCGAGGGGUCGAUAUGGAGAAGAAGCUUUACUACAUUUUGACGCCGGUGCCUCCAGAGAACCUGAGACAAGUGAACUGUCUGCUCCUGGGCAAUAUCGCCAUCCCAAACUGUGUUCUCGUGGGCCAGCAAGGAGUUGAGGGAGAGAUCCCAUAUGUCACAUCCGAUUAUAACUACAGCAUCCUGGGCUCUGGGAAGCUGAGGAAGAAGAAGCAUUUCAAGCGGAGGGAAUACACAUUCGAGUGUGAUUACACCUGAAGCCUUGGAAACUCAGGGUUGGUUGUGUGGAGACUGGCAGGAACCCAGGGGAUGUCAUGGAGCCCCGAGCGCUGCGGAGCCCAGAGAGUCCCUGGCUGAGUGUCCAGAGCGGAUACUGCAGCGUGUCCGGUUCAGGUGAUGUUUUAUAGUUGCCGUUUGUAUUUCAGUGUUUUCUAAUAAAACUGUUAAAAGUGU